CAGACACUCGCUGCUGCUGAGGCUGAGGGAGGACGAGGGCACCGUCUCCUGAAGAAACCCUGCCUGCAGCACUCAAAACAGAAACUCCACAUUGUCUUGUUUACAUGGAUCCAUGGCACAGAGUGAAGGACACACAGUACAAAGUCACUGACAGAAGCUGAAAAUGAAUGAAGAUUACUGGUACUUGUGAUGAUGUUUUCCUGACUGAUAUGGGUGAUGUGAUAAUCUGAGAGGCGCCCUAAUAGCAUCCUUAGUGAAGCAUUUAUUUUUGACUCCCAUCAUCAUACGUCUACAAACCAUUAGAAGAAAUGAUCAGUCAACUACCAGAGGAUACUGUGGAGUCCCAGGGUUUAGAUGAGCUUGAGUGCAAGAUCUGUUACAACCGCUAUAAUCAGAGACAGAGGAAACCAAAAGUGCUGGAGUGUUGUCACAGAGUAUGUGCCAAAUGCCUUUGCAAGAUCAUAGACUUCGGGGACUCUCCUCAGGGAGUCAUAGUGUGCCCAUUCUGUAGGUUUGAGACAUGCCUGCCUGAUGAUGAGGUUAGUAGUCUUCCUGACGACAACAACAUCCUUGUGAAUUUGGCUUGUGGGGGAAAGGGGAAGAAGUGCCUACCAGAUAAUCCUACAGAACUGUUGCUAACUCCCAAAAGGCUGGCAUCUCUUGUUAGCCCUUCUCACGCUUCCUCCAACUGCCUGGUUAUAACCAUCAUGGAAGUGCAGAGAGAAAGCCCACAGACUCUGAACUCCACCCCGGUGGUGGAAUUCUACAGGCCCACGAGUUUUGACUCUGUUGCAACUGUAUCCCACAACUGGACAGUGUGGAACUGUACAUCCUUGCUCUUCCAGACCUCAAUUCGAGUGCUCAUUUGGUUGUUAGGUUUACUAUACUUUAGUUCCUUGCCUUUAGGGAUCUACUUACUGGUAUCUAAGAAAGUCACCCUGGGGGUCGUUUUCGUCAGCCUUGUUCCUUCGAGCCUUGUUAUUCUCAUGGUUUAUGGCUUUUGCCAAUGUGUAUGCCAUGAGUUUCUGGACUGCAUGUCUUCUUGAUAACAAAUAUAGUCAAAUAAGAUACUGCCAUGUUUG
Malaclemys terrapin pileata is the source of this 1082-nucleotide messenger RNA. It is a transcript of the gene RNF182, whose product is annotated as ring finger protein 182. Bases 309 to 1046 code for a protein of 245 amino acids. The record is from RefSeq and is a predicted model, not a curated record. The transcript is spliced from 2 exons. Lineage: Eukaryota; Metazoa; Chordata; Testudines; Emydidae.